CAGAUGUAGGUAACCCGACCCACCCAAUACCCAGAUAACGGUGUUUUAAACUUCCAAUCCCAAUCAGUUUGUUUUCAAAAAAGCAGUAUGGUUCUUGGACCUGUUAGAAAAUUCUCUAUUACUGAAAUCUACCGAACUGUAAAGUCUUUCCAACAAACCCAAGUCUCAUUUCACUCCAAAACUUUCAAUCAAUCUCAAGCUGCUGCACUCAAACCUGAAAUUCUUUCCUUAGGUGCAAGUUUUUCCCAAUCACACCACCUGUUCGAUGAAAUACCCCAGAGAAUCCUUUCUGACAACAACCACUUGCUCUUCGAGUACUCCCGCAAUAAUCUCAACGUUGACGCGCUAAAACUCUUCGUUCGCAACCAUAGUUUAGCUUUUCCAUUUGAUGGGUCUAGCCUUUCUUGUAUUUUAAAGGUUUGUGGUUGCCUAUUUGAUCAGAAUGUUGGUAGACAAGUACAUUGCCGUUGUAUUAAAUCCGGGUUCGUAGAGGAUGUUAGUGUUGGCACUUCUCUGGCUGACCUGUAUAUGAAAACCGCGAAUGUUGUUGACGGGGAGAAGAUUUUUAAUGAGAUGCCGGAGAAGAAUGUGGUGUCCUGGACAUCGUUGCUUUCAGGUUAUUCACGGAACGGAUUGGUUGAUCAGGCAAUAGAAACGUUCUUCCGUAUGCAAGCAGAGGGAAUCAAGCCUAACCCGUUAACCUUUGCAACUGUCCUUGGAGCAUUGACAGAAGAUGGUGCAGUCGAGAAGGGAAUUCAAGUCCAUUGUAUGGUUAUAAAAAAUGGGUUUGAAGCAACUACGUUCGUGAGUAAUUCGUUGAUUAAUAUGUAUUCAAAGUCAGGGAUGGUCCGAGAUGCCAGAGCUGUGUUUGAUAGCACGGAGAACAGGGAUGCAGUUUCCUGGAAUGGCAUGAUUGCAGGUUUUGUGUCAAAUGGUCUUGACAUGGAAGCUCUUCAAGUGUUCUAUCAGAUGAGACUUGCAGGUGUAAAGCUAACACAAAUGAUUUUUGGUUCAAUUCUUAAGUUAUGUGCUACCCUCAAAGAACUGGGAUUUGCAAGACAGCUCCAUUCUCGGGUUGUAAAGGACGGGUUUGAUAGUGAUCUCACUACUAGGACAGCACUAAUGGUUGUCUAUAGCAAGUCCAGUGAAAUGGAUGAUGCAUUGAGAUUGUUCUAUACUAUGGGUGGGGUUUGGAAUGUGGUGUCGUGGACAGCUAUGAUAAGUGGCUACUUGCAAAAUGGUGGAGUGGAGCAAGCUGUAAAUCUUUUCUGCCAAAUGAGGAGAGAGGGUGUUAGGCCAAAUCACUUCACUUAUUCAACUGCCCUUACUGCUCACCCGACAACGUCUCUCUUCCAGAUACAUGCACAAGUGAUCAAAACAAAUUAUGAGAAAUCACCUUCAGUAGGCACUGCACUUUUGGAUGCUUACAUUAAGAUAGGUCAUACCAGUGAAGCUGGAAAAGUUUUUGUACUAAUAGAAGAGAAGGACAUUGUGGCAUGGUCUGCAAUGCUAGGAGGGUAUGCCCAAUUAGGAGACACCGAGGGAGCCGUUAAAGUUUUCCUCCAGUUGGCAAAGGAUGGUGUUAGGCCAAACGAGUUUACCUUCUGUAGUGUCGUGAAUGCAUGCGCUAGUCCUGUUGCUGCAGCGGAGCAGGGGAAACAAUUUCAUGCAAGCUCAAUUAAAUCAGGAUAUAACAAUGCUUUAUGCGUAAGUAGUGCUCUUGUUACCAUGUAUGCCAAGAGAGGAAACAUUGUGAGUGCAAAUGAAGUUUUCAAAAGGCAACGUGAGAGAGACUUAGUUUCAUGGAACUCGAUGAUAUCAGGAUAUGCACAACAUGGCUAUGGGAAGAAGGCUCUUAAGGUGUUUGAGGAAAUGCGAUUCAGAAAAAUGGAAAUGGAUGGUGUAACCUUCAUUGGUGUGAUUUCUGCGUGCACUCAUGCGGGACUAGUUGUAGAAGGUGAAAGAUACUUCAACAUGAUGGUCAAAGAUCAUUUCAUCAAUCCUACCAUGGAGCACUACUCUUGUAUGGUUGAUCUCUAUAGUCGAGCUGGAAUGCUUGGAAAAGCCAUGGAUCUCAUAAACACGAUGCUGUUUCCUGCUGGUGCAACUAUUUGGCGUACUCUUUUGGCAGCUUGCCGUGUUCACCUAAAUGUAGAUUUAGGGAAACUAGCUGCAGAAAACCUGAUUUCACUGCAGCCACUAGACUCAGCUGCAUACGUCCUGUUAUCAAAUGUGUAUGCAGCAGCAGGAAAUUGGAAAGAAAGAGCCAAAGUGAGGAAAUUAAUGGACGAGAGGAAAGUGAAAAAAGAAGCUGGGUACAGCUGGAUUGAGGUGAAGAACAAGACCUAUUCAUUCUUGGCCGGUGAUCAUUCACAUCCCUUAUCAGAUCAGAUAUAUUUAAAACUUGAAGAGUUAGGUAUCCGAUUGAAGGAUGCAGGAUACCUUCCGGAUACCAAUUAUGUGUUGCAUGAUGUUGAAGAGGAGCACAAAGAAGCUAUACUUUCUCAACACAGUGAGAGGCUCGCCAUUGCAUUUGGACUGAUUGCCACGCAUUCUGGUACUCCAAUCCAGAUUGUGAAGAAUCUUCGAGUGUGUGGUGACUGUCACACAGUUAUCAAGUUAAUAUCAUCGAUCGAGGUUAGAGAGAUUAUUGUUCGUGAUUCAAACCGAUUUCAUCAUUUUGAAGGAGGUUUAUGCUCUUGUGGUGAUUAUUGGUGACUUAUGAAUGGAUCAAUGAUGAAGGGUUGUAAGAGAACCUCGCUAUUGCAAAGGAUCCACUUGGCUUUGUGAGGUGGAAAAAGUAUUUGUAUGACAGUAGACAGAGGAGGACAUUCCAUGGAAUAGAAUAGUAGAGAUCCAGUUAGAAGAGACCCAGGCCAUGGCUGAAAGAGGCGCAGUAACCAACAUUCUGAACCCAUAGAUUAGGACCUUGUCGCUGCAGUGGUGUCCACAAGAAGGAUGAAAGAUUGUAAGAAGUCUAUGCUUGGGGGGGAGAGGGAUUGGAAAAUCAGCGACGAGUCCUUUCAGAAACAUCUUCUCAUAAUAAAAAUGGAAUCCUCACAGCUUGUAUUGUUGGGAGCAACCUAUCGUCGCCCAGCAAAAUAUAGUGAGCCUUAUGAAACAAUAUUCUUGUUAACUGACUAAUGACAAUCAUGAAGUGAAACAAUAUUCUUGCAGAGGUAUUUAUGCAGCUUGGACACACUAAGGUGCCGGCAUAAUAACAAUAGGAUAGAGGGGCUCUUCUAUGCAGAUGGAUUUUAGGUAAAGCCCCUAAUGAAGUACCACCUAAAGUGGAUAAGGAAUCUAAAGAUGUUGAAUCACUCGUGUUAUGGUCUUCUACAUCCUAGGGUUCUAUCAUUUGUGUUUUCUUUACGUAGCAUUCAGACUGGACAACUCUAUGAUAUUACGUCAUGUUUGCAUGCAUAAAAUAUUUUUUUGUUUUGAAGUGUAU
Rhododendron vialii is the source of this 3451-nucleotide messenger RNA. RefSeq names its product pentatricopeptide repeat-containing protein At2g27610. Gene Ontology annotation, biological process: RNA modification. The transcript has a single exon. NCBI's taxonomy places the organism in Eukaryota, Viridiplantae, Streptophyta, Magnoliopsida, Ericales, Ericaceae. Gene Ontology annotation, molecular function: zinc ion binding; RNA binding; protein binding. The coding region runs from base 88 to 2718 and encodes 876 amino acids. The record is from RefSeq and is a predicted model, not a curated record.